Molecule: messenger RNA, 822 nt
Organism: Ilex paraguariensis (yerba mate)
Lineage: Eukaryota; Viridiplantae; Streptophyta; Magnoliopsida; Aquifoliales; Aquifoliaceae
Source: the annotation of a GenBank genome assembly
AUGCAUCGCCAACUCUUCCUCUCUCCCCUUCUCCACCACUCCAUCGCCACCAUCAUCUUCAUCCUCAUCACUUUUCCGACCUGUAAUGGCGACGACGAUGACCAGUACACAAUCUGCAACACCACCCUCUACCACUGUGGCGCAACCAUUCAGAACGUUAGCUACCCUUUCUGGGGAGCCAACCGCCCUCCGUUCUGCGGCGUUCCCGGGUUUCAACUCACCUGCAAUAACAAUAAUUACACCACCAUAGACAUAAACAAUCAGAAUUUUCGUCUCCUAAGCAUCAACUCAUCCACUCACUUGGUCACCAUUGCUCCUACCGAUCUCUGGGACGAUAUUUGUCUGGACAACUUCAAUUACUCGAUUCUAGAUGACACCCUCUUUAGUUACGGUCCAGACGUUCGAAAUCUCAACGUGUUCUAUGAUUGCCGAGGUCGCAGCCUUAAUAUAUCUGUUAGGAAUAGAUUUACUUGCAUGAUGCGUGGUUCAGAGAGGGUUGGCUUUUACGCUGACGAAUCGUUUUCGUCGGUUCAGUUACCGGAAUUUCAGCCAUGUGAGCGUACUAUGACCGUUCCUGUUCUUCGGAGGGCUAUUCAGAGAUUCACACCGAAUGAGACCAUUGAAUUGCUGGAACUAUUGAAUGAGGGUUUUGACGUGGAGUAUCGGAUAGAGGAUUUUUGUUCGGCUUGUCAGACGUCCGGUGGGUUGUGUUGGUCUGGCACGAAUUCUACACAGCCCUCAUGCCUUUGUAAAAACAUUGAAGCUCAUCCGCUCAUGUGCCCGGAACAAGGGGUCCCAACUCGAUUGUACGAGGCGGGUUAA